CGACGGGAUAUUAUUUAUCAUUCUCGUUAUUAUUUAAUUUUUCCUUCUCGCAGUUUCGUGACCCGUGUCAUCUCAACGGCCGCCUGCCCGCUCUCAUUCGCCCUUCUUCCCAUCCAAUCCCUCUUCUCUUCCCCUACCGAGUUUAAUGCAGCCUCGUAAUUUACCACCGUUGCUAUAUUCGGCCGCUUCUGUUCUCUGUCGCUCUCUUCCCUCCCCUUUCCCUUCCCUUCCCUUCUUUUCUCCUCUCUUUCCUUCUGCUUCUCCCCCUUUUCCUUACCCGUCCCGUCUACAGCCGUGUCGUCGGCUCCCGAACGUCUGUUUCCCCAACCUGCACGCAUCGCGGACCUUUGUAACCGUCGUCAUGUCCGCCAUUCGCCAGCUCUAGAGACCGAUUACGUCCCCGCUGCGACCCGCCCGUACCUCUUGGCCGGGGUUCGCCGCCAGAUCGCGCGCCCACAACCCGCUACCGCCGCGACCACGAACCCGGCUGCGCGAAUCGCAACCGCCACCUCGACCUCCGCCUCCGCCCCGCUCCGCACACGCACCGCCCCCCCUCGACGGACAUGUUUCGCUGGGUUGAAUCAUGUGGCGGCGUAUCUACAUGCUCCUGCUUCUAGUCCGGCUAUGGUUCGCCCUCUCGCCGAGCUAUCUCCACCCCGACGAGAACUUCCAGGGCCCCGAGGUCAUCGCUGGUCAGAUCUUCGACUACCCCGUGCGGCUGACCUGGGAAUUCACGAGCGAACACCCCAUACGCAGCGUCUUCCCCCUCUGGCCCGUCUACGGGCUACCUAUGCUCCUCCUGCGAUGGCUGUGGAUCGGAAACGGUAACGAUGGCGAGAUACCGCCCAUCGCCGUCUUCUGGACGCUGCGCGUUCUCAUGUUCGUCGUCAGCUUCGUGCUGGAGGACGGGGCGAUCCAAGAGCUGGUCGAGUCGCGCCACCGCGCCGCCGCCGCCUUGCUGGUAGCCUCCUCGUACGUGACUUGGACCUUCCAGACCCAUACCUUCUCCAACUCGAUCGAGACCCUCGUGGUGUUGUGGAGCCUAGUGCACAUCGACCGCAUCCUCAAAGCUCCGGCAUCUAGGUCUUCCCUAUCGGCGUCGGCGGCCGUCGGCAUCCUAGCCGUCUUCGGCGUUUUUAAUAGAAUCACUUUCCCUGCGUUUUUACUAAUUCCUGGACUUCAAUUGAUACCCCAUUUUCUAAAAAAACCUUUGUCAUUCGUUGCCAUGGCAGCGUCGGGGCUUCUCGCCCUCUUAAUAGCCAUCUCCCUCGAUACGUCUUUCUACACGCCGCACUCGAUUACUUGGUCGGAUCUCUUCCUUCAUCCGGUGGUUACGCCGCUGAAUAAUCUCAAAUACAACAUCUCGCCCGCGAACCUGGCACAGCACGGGCUGCACCCCCGGUACCAACAUGUUCUGGUCAACCUCCCUCUGCUCAUAGGACCCGCCGUCGCCCUGCUGUUCGCGAAGCCGCACCGAUCCCGCCGCCUCUAUUCGGCCAUGUCAGGAACAUUCGUCCUAUCCAUCUUUCAGCAUCAAGAAGCGCGCUUCUUGCUUCCAGUCGUCCCUCUCCUCCUCUCGUCCGUGCGGCUCCCGAAGAACCCCACCUAUCGGAAUGUAUGGGUUGGCGCCUGGGUAUGCUUCAACGCGACCCUCGGUUUGCUCAUGGGGGUGUAUCAUCAGGGCGGCAUCGUCCCCGCCCAGGUAUUCAUGAGCAACCAGCCGGACGCGACGCAAGCUAUCUGGUGGAAGACCUACAUGCCGCCGAUCUGGCUCCUCGACGGCAAGAACGAGGUCCUACGCACCGAGGACGUGGCGUCGAUGGAAGGGGGCGCGCUCUUCGAGAAGCUGGAGGGCCUGGCGACGUGCGACACUCCGGCCGAUAGGAGGAACCGCGAGUACCUCAAGGAGUCGAACGGCACGUACCUAAUCGCGCCACUCUCGUCCACGUGGCUCGAUCCGUUCCUAGAUAACAAGGGCCUCGACGGGCUCCGGUUUCGGGAGGUGUGGCGGCACAGCAGCCACCUGAAUCUGGACGACCUGGACUGGGCCGAGGACGGGUUCUGGCCGACGCUGACGAGGGUCGUCGGCAGGCGAGGGCUGGCGGCGUGGCGGGUCACGAAGAGCUGUGGCCGGCGCGGCAAGAAGAAAUGAGCGUGAGGAGGAUGAGAGCCGUCCAAAUAUGAACGGCGAUUUCUAGCCAGCUAGCUAAGCUCUUGUACCUAUCUACAUAUCUAGGUACCUAAAAAGGAAUCUCAGUACAUGACCUACGGCUUGUAAAUAAUCUUACUUCGUCUUCGGCUUGAUGUACUUUAUCCGGGGGCAUGUACAUAAGGAGGCUAAAUACCUACGGAUUUUGCCGGUAUUGCGUGGGUAUAUCCGGCUAGCUUGCACACCUGGGCACCUGUUAGUGUAGGUACACCUAGAGAACACCUAGUUCACAACCCGU
This is a messenger RNA of Durotheca rogersii, 2447 nucleotides long. Its product is annotated as GPI mannosyltransferase 4. The coding region runs from base 584 to 2152 and encodes 522 amino acids. The transcript is spliced from 4 exons. Gene Ontology annotation, biological process: GPI anchor biosynthetic process. NCBI's taxonomy places the organism in Eukaryota, Fungi, Ascomycota, Sordariomycetes, Xylariales, Xylariaceae. Gene Ontology annotation, cellular component: endoplasmic reticulum membrane. Gene Ontology annotation, molecular function: alpha-1,2-mannosyltransferase activity. The record is from RefSeq and is a predicted model, not a curated record.